AGCGACCGAACCUUGGUGUCUCUACUACUCAAACUGCUUCCGGGAACAACAUCCUUUGUAUCAUCACAAACAAUGGCGGCAGCUCUGAAGACAACGCUGUCGCUCUUCUCAGUUCACGACCCUCUAGCUCUUCCUUCCUCCUCCCGCUCAUCAAAUAUACUGUCCACUUCCAGACCACUUCAUUCGCCUCCGUCAAUUCAAUACUCCUCUACCGGUUCCGUUUACGUUCACCGGAGCGGCCCAAUUAUUCCUCUCACAGUCAAUCUCCCAACAUGGCGACAGCUUCGCCGGAAUCCGCUCUGUUUAGUGCAAGAAGCGGCAGUGGAGACCGAGACCGAGACUGGCACUGAAUCAGAGCAAACCCAGGCGGUGAACCAGAAGAGAAAGCUAUUCGUGCUCAAUUUGCCCUGGUCCCUAUCCGUCGUGGACAUAAAAGAGCUCUUCGGCCAGUGCGGGACUGUAGCGGAUGUCGAGAUUAUAAAGCGAGCCAAUGGAAAGAGCAAAGGUUAUGUUUUUGUAACAAUGGCUUCUGGAGAGGAAGCUCAGGCUGUUGUAGAUAAAUUUCACUCUCAGGAAGUGUCUGGGAGAAUUGUGACAGUGGAAUUUGCUAAUGGACUUAAGAGGAAGCUCUCUCCAACGGAGACCCUUACUACUAAAGAGACAUCUCACAAGCUUUAUGUGUCAAACCUGGCCUGGAAAGUCAGAGGCAGCCAUCUCAGAGAACUUUUCUCCCCUGAGUUUAAUCCGGUUUCAAGUCGAGUUGUUUUUCAAAGUAAUCCAGGAGGAAAAUCAGCUGGAUACGGGUUUGUCUCGUUUGCUUCAAGGGAAGAGGCAGAGGCUGCAAUCUCAGCUAUGGAUGGCAAGGAUCUCAUGGGUCGAGCUAUUCGCCUGAAAUUCAGCAAUCCGAAAACAGCUGACGAGUCAGGAAGCGAGAAGCAAGAGACGGAGAGCGUGGAGGAGCUACCAGAGACAGAGAGCUUGGAGGAGCAACCAGAGACGGAGAACUUGGAGGAGCAACCUGCAGAUACAGUAUGAAUAUGGUUACCCAUUUUGAUCUUUGUCAGCAAGACAGAAUUUUGAUGCAGUGGCCAUGUGUGGAAAGGAUUCAAGGCAUUUUCUGUGCACCCUUGCUCCCAUUUUCUCUUUUACAUUGGUGAGUUGUCCAAGCUAACACCUACACUUCCACUCUUAUUUUCAUCCUACUCUUGAGAAACUUGACCACAUAAGAAGAAUGUACUUGCUGCAUGAGUGGUGUAGAUGUCAUGUGCUUGUCGUAAACCUUCCAUUGGUUUUCUCAUGAUGUUCCCUUUUCUUUUGACAACCAUGUAGGAAAACAUUCGUCCGAUUGAUAGAUUCUGCACGACAAAAUGGUAUUUUUAUGAUCGUGUCAUUCGUGUGUUGCUGAAUGCCUUCACCUCAAUGUACUGUAGUUUCUAUUUUUAGGCGUGUAUACUGUAGCUUGUAGUAAGGGGGACUUGCUCCUUCUGAUGUCACAUUCUUCUGUUUUGAUAAUUACAUUCUCUAUGAGUUGUUCCCGGCAAAGAAAUGACCAUUGAAGCUGUAUAAUUCCUCUGAGUACAUCGAUGACGAGAAAAGCGACCAACAAGACUGGAAUAUGAAUGGAUAGAUUGAUCGAAUUGCAGGUUGUAGUAUUCUAAUGGUUGAAGACCAGAGAAUGUGUAAAGAAGGUGAAGGGGAUAGCUGAUGGUUUUUUUCUGGAUGGACUGUGGUCACACAUGAAUUGCAGGUUGUAGACUGUGGUCACACAUACAUAUGAACAGUUCAAACAGCAGAGGUUGUGGACUUGACUGCAACUUUUGUAAUUCAAAACGAGGCCACACCAUGCUUCUUCAAGCAGAUUGGAAAAUAGCUUGCAGCUCGGAGGUAGAGGUUCGGUACCUACCUGAACCCGCCGUGAUGCUGCAGCAGGCAAAGCAUAGGAAGCCAUGACAUCUCAGUUGUUAUGAUUAACAACCAGACUUGAGUUUUGUCUCUUUUGGUGCAAGGCAGAUGCAAAGAUAGUACCUACAUUAGGAAGGUGUCUCAGCAUAAGCAGGUUAGUAUUAGAUCGUUCACAAUUCUCAUCCUGAAUGAACUUUGGAACACAAGCAUUACUCAAUCAUUUCAGUGCUGCAAUAUCACUUCCGCAUGGAUUACAAGUACACGGAGGAUAGGUUUCAAUUUUCAUACUGAUUCAACUCAUCCCAAUAGGCCGUCAACAAGGCUUAGUAAUCUUUCACGAACAUGGAACUGUAAGGCAGUGCAGAAAAUUCAGUC
Molecule: messenger RNA, 2277 nt
Organism: Linum tenue
Lineage: Eukaryota; Viridiplantae; Streptophyta; Magnoliopsida; Malpighiales; Linaceae
Source: the annotation of a GenBank genome assembly